Molecule: messenger RNA, 1327 nt
Organism: Hyalella azteca
Lineage: Eukaryota; Metazoa; Arthropoda; Malacostraca; Amphipoda; Hyalellidae
Gene: Pcd
Product: putative pterin-4-alpha-carbinolamine dehydratase
Exons: 3
Coding region: 333-734 (133 amino acids)
Biological process (GO): tetrahydrobiopterin biosynthetic process
Molecular function (GO): 4-alpha-hydroxytetrahydrobiopterin dehydratase activity
Source: RefSeq, a predicted model, not a curated record
AUAGCGCCAGUACCAUAGAGUGCACCCAGCCACCAGUUGUGUACUAUUGGCUGGUUCUUUUACAAAGUUGGAUGGUGAUUUUGAAUUAACUUUGUCGGAGACUGCCUAGGGUUUAAAAAUAUUUUGGUAUGAAUUAUGGAUGACCUUACUUACGUUGAAUACUUAAUAUUUUUCAAAGACUCGGAAUUGUUUUAAGAAUUUCUAUUACAUUUUGUGGCAGAUCAUAGCAUUUAGCUUCCCCAUUCGACUAGCGGCUUUUAACUUGACCAAAAUAGUAUCGUAAAUAGUCGAUCUUGGAGCGAAUCGUCUGAGGUCGGCCCUGCAGCUCGGACAUGCUGGCGCCGAGACCAAGCCUGCUUCUGGCCCCGCGUGUCCUCGGGCGUUGGGUGAAGCAGCUGCACGGCACUGCUGUGGUCGCCAAGAAAAUGACCGCCUUGGACGCCGGCGCUCGGGCCACGGAGCUGCCGCCCCUCACCGCCGCAGGCUGGGCGGUCGUCAGCGACCGCGACGCCAUCAAGAAAAACUUCAAUUUCGCCAAUUUCAACGAGGCUUGGAGUUGGAUGACGGCCGUGGCGCUGGCGGCCGAGAAGCUCGACCAUCAUCCCGAAUGGUUCAACGUCUACAACAAAGUCGAGGUCACGUGGUCCACGCACGACUGCAAUGGCCUCUCUCUGAAGGAUGUUAAGAUGGCUAAGUUUUGCGAUGAAGUUGCCGCUAAGUAUUUAAAGAAAUAACAGAUCUGAUUUAGCGCAAUCUUGUCUACUGAAAUUUCACCUCAGUGAUACUUUCUCCUAACGCUGGGAAGUUGGUUCUGGUUAGCGACGAAUGUUGGCUUUAUUUUGAAAUACCUAUUUCUGGUUGAACAUGGCUAGGCAGAGGGCGCAGCCGUGAAUAGAUUGGUGUAAAUUUUUUCCGUAUUAUUCGAAUGACGCUUUUGUUAUCGAUAAAUGAUACUUAUUGCUUAGAAUAGUUAGUAAAUAAGAUGUACCUCAAUUAUUCCCUGUAUGCGAAAAAUUUUUUAUUUCAUUUUUUGAAGUUCAAAACACGUGGUUUGAAUCCCACGAGUCCUAUAGCACCUUCAAGUCGGCGGCGGUCAAUAGACUACAAUAAAAAAUUUGUCGUUGAUAGAGUUCGCUGAUAAAAUCCUACAUGAUGAGCGUUUAUUGGCUUGCAAAUACGAUUAAAUUUAUCCCAAACAUUUACGUUAUGUCAGCCACAUCCUAUUUGCUGCAAUAAUCAAAAGCUUCAACAAAUGGCGGUCGAUUUUUGUUUCUAGCCUCUAGCUUAUUAAAUGUUACUUUAAUGAAGAAUAACACUUUGAGAGUUA